CCCGUGCGUGGCAGCGGCCCCGCCGGCCGCGUCGCCAAGUUUCCAGUCCCGCGAGCGCCGCCGAGCCGCCGAGCGUCCCCAGGCCCCGGCCAUGCGGCCCCUCCUGCUCCUGGCCCAGCUGGGCUGGCUGCUCCUGGCAUCAGCGAAGGGCGAUGCGAAGCCGGAGGACAACCUCUUGGUCCUCACUGUGGCCACGAAGGAGACGGAGGGCUUCCGCCGCUUCAAGCGCUCAGCCCAGUUCUUCAACUACAAGAUCCAGGCGCUGGGCCUGGGGGAGGACUGGCCCGUGGAGAAGGGGCUGUCUGCAGGGGGAGGGCAGAAGGUUCGUCUGCUGAGGAAGGCUCUGGAGAAGCACGCAGACAAGGAGGACCUGGUCGUUCUCUUCACUGACAGCUACGACGUGGUGUUUGCGUCGGGGCCCCGGGAGCUCCUGAAGAAGUUCCGGCAGGCCAGGAGCCAGGUGGUCUUCUCUGCCGAGGAGCUCAUCUACCCGGACCGCAGGCUGGAGGCCAAAUACCCGGUGGUGUCGGACGGGAAGAGGUUCCUGGGCUCUGGAGGCUUCAUCGGCUACGCCCCCAGCCUCCGCAAACUGGUGGCCGAGUGGGAGGGCCAGGACAGCGACAGCGACCAGCUCUUCUAUACCAAGAUCUUCUUGGACCCCGAGAAGCGGGAGCGCAUCAACAUCACGCUGGACCACCGCUGCCGCAUCUUCCAGAACCUGGACGGAGCCUUGGAUGAGGUCGUGCUCAAGUUUGAGAUGGGCCAUGUGCGGGCGCGGAACCUGGCCUACGACACCCUCCCUGUCCUCAUCCAUGGCAACGGACCCACCAAGCUGCAGCUGAACUACUUGGGCAACUACAUCCCGCGCUUCUGGACCUUCGAGACGGGCUGCGCCGUGUGCGACGAGGGCCUGCGCAGCCUCAAAGGCAUCGGGGAGGAAGCUCUGCCCACGGUCCUGGUCGGCGUGUUCAUUGAGCAGCCCACGCCGUUCCUGUCCCUGUUCUUCCAGCGGCUGCUGCGCCUCCACUACCCCCGGAAACAGAUGCGGCUGUUCGUUCACAACCACGAGCAGCACCACAAGGCGCAGGUGGAGCAGUUCUUGCUGGAGCAUGGCGACGAGUACCAGUCUGUGAAGCUGGUGGGCCCGGAGGCGCGGAUGGCGAACGCCGACGCCAGGAACCUGGGCGCGGACCUGUGCCGGCAGGACCGUGCCUGCACCUACUACUUCAGCAUGGACGCCGACGUGGCCUUGACCGAGCCUGACAGCCUGCGGCUGCUCAUCGAGCAGAACAAGAAUGUCCUGGCCCCGCUGAUGACCCGCCACGGGAGGCUGUGGUCCAACUUCUGGGGGGCGCUAAGUGCGGAUGGCUAUUACGCCCGCUCCGAGGACUACGUGGACAUCGUGCAGGGGCGGCGUGUCGGCGUCUGGAACGUGCCGUACAUCUCGAACGUCUACUUGAUCAAGGGCAGCGCGCUGCGGGCUGAACUGCACUCCCCCGACCUGUACCGCUACAGCAAGCUGGACCCCGACAUGGCCUUCUGUGCCAACCUCCGGAAGCAGGAGGUGUUCAUGUUCCUGACCAACCGGCAUUCAUUUGGCCACCUGCUGUCCUUGGACAACUACCAGACCACCCACCUCCACAACGAUCUCUGGGAGGUGUUCAGCAACCCCGAGGACUGGAAGGAGAAGUACAUCCAUGAAGGCUACGGCAAGGCUCUGGCGGGGAAGCUGGUGGAGAUGCCUUGCCCGGAUGUCUACUGGUUCCCCAUCUUCACGGAGGUGGCUUGUGACGAGCUGGUGGAAGAGAUGGAACACUUUGGCCAGUGGUCGUUGGGUGACAACAAGGACAACCGCAUCCAGGGUGGGUAUGAGAAUGUGCCAACCAUCGACAUCCACAUGAACCAGAUCAGCUUCGAGCGCGAGUGGCACAAGUUCUUGGUGGAGUACAUCGCCCCCAUGACGGAGAAGCUCUACCCCGGCUACUACACCAGGGCCCAGUUCGACCUGGCCUUCGUGGUCCGCUACAAGCCGGACGAGCAGCCCUCGCUGAUGCCCCACCACGAUGCCUCCACCUUCACCGUCAACAUCGCCCUGAACCGGGUUGGCGUGGACUACGAGGGUGGAGGCUGUCGCUUCCUGCGCUACAACUGCUCCAUCCGAGCCCCAAGGAAAGGCUGGGCCCUCAUGCACCCCGGACGGCUCACGCACUACCACGAGGGGCUCCCCACCACCAAGGGCACGCGCUACAUCGCCGUCUCCUUCGUCGACCCCUAACGGGCCAGGCCCCGCCCCCUCGAACCUUUCUUCUUGGCUGACGACCACUGCCCUGCAGCUCCCGGAGGCCUUGGGGUCCCAGGGAAGCCGGCCCAGCCUCAGGCUCCUGACCUCCCAUGGCUCUGGGAGCGCCUGUGGGGGUGACAGGGCGCAGGCCAGAGGCGGGGCCCUCUGCGACCUUGGGACCUUGCUCGCUCGCUCUGUUCACUCUGUUCACUUUGGAGAGACGCCCUCCCCACCCUCCCAGCUUCCUGAAAAGCAGAAUCCCCUUCCCACACUUCUUCCAGACUUGAGAACAGGGCUGGCCUGAGCUGCCUGGACAGACGCCAGGCCCCGGAGCGCCUCCCAGGGCGGCGGCGGCCUCGGUGACUUCUGCUGCCAGAGUCCGGUAGACAGAGACCUGGAUCAGCGUACAGCUCCCACCCUGAGCCGGAGACUGCGGAAGCCCCUUCCUCCAGGGCUCCUGUCGGGGCUGCGCACUGCUGUCCGCUGGAGACAGCGACUCAGAGAACCUCCCGGGAGACUGGGAGGGCAUUUGUGUGCCACAGCUCUCGGUCCUGAACUUGGCUUCUGCUGGGGCGAGGGCCACGGACAUGUCCACACACUGCCACGGGUCAUCCUGUCCCUGGUGCCUCCAGACAGAGGGCCAGCCGGUCAGAACUAGAGUUGCUAUUAAAGGUCUUUCCGACCA
Molecule: messenger RNA, 2966 nt
Organism: Oryctolagus cuniculus (rabbit)
Lineage: Eukaryota; Metazoa; Chordata; Mammalia; Lagomorpha; Leporidae
Gene: PLOD1
Product: procollagen-lysine,2-oxoglutarate 5-dioxygenase 1
Biological process (GO): peptidyl-lysine hydroxylation
Cellular component (GO): endoplasmic reticulum
Molecular function (GO): L-ascorbic acid binding; procollagen-lysine 5-dioxygenase activity; iron ion binding
Source: RefSeq, a predicted model, not a curated record